GUGAGUCCACCCGACUGGUAGUGGACUGGCAGGUCCCGUGCCGGGUGUUGGAUGGUGCAUAACAAGCAAGUGUCCUGUCUGAGAUUAUAUGACUUUACAACGUUCAGUAUAGGUUACGAGAAACACGGAUAUUGUCUUCAAAGCCUUGUGAGCCUUUUCCAUCGAGAUCCGGACGGAGAUCAAUGUUCGUGAUGCCGCGGAGAUAUUCAGACAGAUGCCGGCCGGUGUAAUUUGUCACAUUUAGCUUUAAACAUUUAGCGAACACCAUAUUUCAUUCCGCGGAGCGACAGUAACGGUACAAUAAUGCGACAGGCGUUUUUGAGACAUGUCCGUCGGUAUCCGUGGGUCACUAACGUCACUCUGUACGGCUGUCUGUUCGCGGGAGGUGACUCCGUGCACCAGUGGUUCUCGCGCAGGGAGGAAAUGGAUUGGACACACACACGGAACGUCGCCGUGGUCGCUUUCGGUUUCCAUGGUAACUUUAAUUUCUUCUGGAUGCGGUUCCUGGAGCGGAGUUUUCCCGGUAACUCCGUCCGCAUGGUGCUGAGGAAGCUGCUCCUGGACCAGACCACAGCGGCACCGCUGGCUACCAGCGUCUUCUACACAGGUGUCAGCUUCUUGGAGGGCAAAGAUGACAUCUUUGAAGACUGGAGAGAAAAAUUCCUGAAUACAUAUAAGACCGGGCUAAUGUUCUGGCCAUUUAUGCAGUUUCUGAACUUUGCCUUGGUGCCUCUGUACUUGCGGACCCCGUUCACCGGCUGCUGCGCCUUCGUCUGGGCCACCUUCCUCUGCUUCUCGCGACAGAGCGGUGACGGCACAGCCGCUGCCGCUCUGGCAUGGAUGUUCCCUCCUAAAGAGGGUGAAGCAGAAUCCACAAAGGAGAAAAUUGACUCUGAGGUUCAGAUAGAUGCUUCCAAAGAGGGACCAGUAGCAUCUAACCGUACUCAGAACUGAAGUAUGUUUUCAAAUUUCGAACAAGAGAGUCCCCGUGUUUAAUUGGACCACAUUUAAGGAUCCUUGAGGACUUCUAUGUCUGGGAAGGACGCUGUGAAGAUGGGAACGUCUCAGGUUGACGUUCCACGUUCCUCAGCUGUACAUCUAAAAUCUGGAUUGAAAGUGGAGAAGAGUUCAUUCCACAAUGUGGAGUGGCAGUUAAUUUAUUAGCUUAGACUUUUUACUUCAUAAAAUUAGGCAAAUUUCAAAACAAGUCUUUAAAUAUCACUCUCUUCAUUAACACAGGUGCUAAGACUGUGCCUGAUCUCUGAGGACUUUCUGCCUGGGUUCCUGUUUACAGUGCUAAGUACACAGGCACACAGGUACCAACAAUCCAUUUUAAAUAUGUAUUUUUUUAAAACUCUAAAACAUAUCUGAAAAUACAUUUUUGAUUUCCACAUGUUCAACCAUUGGCCCUUUACAUAAUGAGAAACUACUUAAGAUUACUUUGAGUUUGUCGAAUGAUUGACGAAGGUUGUCUCAAACAUCCAUUUACUUGAAUGUGGAAAUGCUGCCUGUUGUACUUUAUGUUAAUGUGAUACUGUGGAGUGUGCUCUAUUUUUUAUCUCUUGGCACCAUUUACUAAUUUUAUUUAUAAUUAUAUAAUUUAUCAUUAUAAUUUAUUUAAAUAUUACUUUAUAUAUUUCCUUGCUGGCAGUGAGUCUUGAAAUGUCAGAUGCCUCCACCCAGCACUUUUCUAUAGAGGUCAUUUUUAAAAAUAACUCAGUACAAGAGCUGACAGUUAUUCCUAUAUAUAGAAUUGAAAGGGUUUAGGGCAAACGUCUCUCUCCUGUCUCACAUAAUUAUCAAAAAACAAACAUUUUAUUCACUUGUGUUCCUUUGUUUUACGGAAAUCCGUGGUGUCACAGAACAUGUCUAAUAGUUUCCUGAUGUAUUUGAUUCUAAUAUGGAGUUAAAGUAGCAUAUGCAAGACAUGCUGUGUGAUUAUAUUAUUUGAUCUGUCUCACAGAACUGAAUUAAUACUGUGAAUAACAUUAAUAAUACGACAAAUUGGAAUGCAGAAAAAUCUAUCUACUGUGUGAUCAUUUAAAUUGCAUCCUUAAGUAUACUAACUUAUUAUUAGUUUAAAUCAAAUCAAUGUGAAUAUUCCUUUUGUUUAUUUCAGCAACUGAGCACUGGCUAAUAUUAUAAACUCAUUCAAAGAUUUGUGAACUGACAUUUCUUUCUCUAUCUUAUUGAUGUGUUUUGAUAUCACUAAGAAGCGUCAGUAUUGUUGACUGUACUGAACAAAUGAUUAGAUCACAUUUUGCACGAAAGUUGCACUAACUGGUAGAGAUAAAUAUAUUUUGUGUUGAAUAAAUUGUAAACAUCG
Molecule: messenger RNA, 2326 nt
Organism: Cottoperca gobio
Lineage: Eukaryota; Metazoa; Chordata; Actinopteri; Perciformes; Bovichtidae
Product: mpv17-like protein
Exons: 4
Coding region: 304-954 (216 amino acids)
Biological process (GO): mitochondrial ribosome assembly
Cellular component (GO): cytoplasm; mitochondrion; membrane
Source: RefSeq, a predicted model, not a curated record